GUUUCAUUAGAUAAUGAAUCCAUUAUGUAAUUGGAGUUCAGGCUCACACUGAUUAAUCACGACAUUUCAAUUAUUCAUUGAAUCAGUGAUCUUUUGCACCCCUUUUUUCCCACCUCAUUUGCUGUUGGCUUCUAUUAAUUUCUCUUCUUACUGCUUUAGGAUUUCAUCUUGCCGUGUUCUGAAAUCCUGAAAAUCUUCCACUGCUGGAGACUUUCAUCUGGGAAUUUAAGUCACCUGGCUCCUUGCAAAGCAGCUCUUGGCAUCUCUCUGGUUUGGUGCUUCAUAGCAUUUUCACUGCUUUCCUUCAAGGUAGCUGUGAUGUGAAGCAGCCAGGCAGCCACUCCACAUUUGAGGAGAUUCUUGGUUCAUCUGCUAAACUGAAUUUCUUGAUGGUGUCCCAGAGCCACAGAGAGGGCUGAGUUACCCAACUCGGAAUCUGUCUGUGCAGCUGUGUGCAGACAGCACAGAGAUCAGACGUGGCUGCUGUGUUCUCCUUUGGGUCCUGCUGUUCCUGCUCAGCUCCAGCUCGCAGGUGCGCUUUUAAGAAGAGUAUUGACCAUGAGGAAGCCCACAUGUUAGUCAGUUUUUAACUAAUCCCACCGAAGAAAAUGAAGCCACGUUUCAGCUUUGCCGAUCCUUUUCCCACCACUGUUGGCUGAAGAAGAAAUGGGCGUGUGAUUAUGCUGACACCCCAGCAUGCAUUUGGUAGACCUGUGGUUAACUCGUUCCCUCUCCAUGUGUCUGCUCUUACAAAGUUUUGUCCUCAUGAUACUGUGCUUUCAUUCUGCCAGUAUGUGCCCGAAAGGCUGCCUCUGUUCUCACUCCGGAGGUCUGAACGUCAGCUGUAGCAAUGCGAACCUCAAGGAAAUACCCAGAGAUCUUCCUCCAGAAACAGUCUUACUUUAUUUGGACUCCAAUCAGAUAACAUCAAUCCCCAAUGAAAUUUUUAAGGACUUGCACCAACUGAGAGUCCUCAAUUUAUCAAAAAACGGGAUUGAGUUUAUAGAUGAACAUGCCUUCAAAGGGGUGGCAGAAACCUUGCAGACUCUGGAUUUGUCUGACAACCGGAUUCAAAGCGUGCACAAAAACGCUUUCAACAACUUAAAGGCCAGAGCCAGAAUUGCAAACAAUCCCUGGCACUGUGACUGCACGCUGCAGCAGGUGUUGAGGAGCAUGGCCUCCAACCACGAGACGGCCAACAACGUCAUCUGCAAGACUUCUGUGCUGGAUGAACAUGCGGGGAGACCGUUCCUCAACGCUGCCAAUGAUGCUGACCUCUGCAACCUUCCUAAAAAGACUACCGAUUACGCCAUGCUGGUCACCAUGUUUGGCUGGUUCACCAUGGUGAUCUCGUACGUGGUUUAUUACGUCCGGCAAAACCAGGAGGAUGCAAGGCGGCACCUUGAGUACUUGAAAUCCCUGCCAAGCAGGCAAAAGAAACCAGAUGAAGCCGAUGACAUUAGCACUGUGGUAUAGUAUUCUGAAUACAAUGACUGCCUUUGUGAUGGAAACUAGGUUCGGAUCACACUAAAACCAGAGGUUUACUUCUAACGUUCAUUGUAAACAUUAAGACUUUUGGGUUUUUUUUUUCUGUUAACUGAAUUACGCCACUGUUGAGCUUUCUAACAGAAAGUUUUGUCCGGGUGGUAUACUUUAAUUAUUUCUCUGGUGGUAUCCUAAAGCAAGUGAAUUAAUAUGUAAACAUUAGUUUAGACCCAUUCCACUAUUUAAUAACGAAAUUUAUUUUUUUAAUUUAAAAACCAAAUAAAAGCUUAA
Messenger RNA from Chroicocephalus ridibundus (black-headed gull), 1776 nucleotides. RefSeq names its product leucine rich repeat containing 3B (gene LRRC3B). The transcript is spliced from 3 exons. Lineage: Eukaryota; Metazoa; Chordata; Aves; Charadriiformes; Laridae. The record is from RefSeq and is a predicted model, not a curated record. Gene Ontology annotation, cellular component: plasma membrane. Gene Ontology annotation, molecular function: protein binding. Bases 697 to 1476 code for a protein of 259 amino acids.